Messenger RNA from Amphimedon queenslandica, 560 nucleotides. RefSeq names its product tyrosine kinase receptor Cad96Ca-like. NCBI's taxonomy places the organism in Eukaryota, Metazoa, Porifera, Demospongiae, Haplosclerida, Niphatidae. Gene Ontology annotation, cellular component: signaling receptor complex; plasma membrane. The record is from RefSeq and is a predicted model, not a curated record. Gene Ontology annotation, biological process: cell surface receptor protein tyrosine kinase signaling pathway; multicellular organism development; positive regulation of kinase activity. The transcript is spliced from 3 exons. Gene Ontology annotation, molecular function: ATP binding; transmembrane receptor protein tyrosine kinase activity. The coding region runs from base 1 to 456 and encodes 151 amino acids.
AUGAUAAUUACAUUUUUAAGGAUUGAUGCUGUUGGUAAUGUAAAGGUGGCUGAUUUUGGUCUCUCUAAAGAUGUCAGUGGUAAUGUUUAUUUCCGGCAACAAAUGUCAAGUGGAGUUAAGCUACCAAUCAAAUGGAUGGCCAUUGAAAGUAUAGAGGAUGGUAUAUUCACUGAAAAGACUGAUAUAUGGUCAUUUGGUAUUACAGUAUGGGAAGUGUUUAAUGGAGGGAAGACACCUUAUGGUGGGUUUUCACCAACAUGUGUUAAGACUAUGAUAUCUGAUGGAUACAGACUUGAAGCACCUUCAAAUUCAGCAUGCAAUGAUGAUAUAUAUCAGAAGACAAUGCUAAAGUGCUGGGAGAGGGAUCCUAAUGAGAGACCAACAUUUGCUCAAGUUGUGACAGAUAUUGAUACAUUGCUAUCAAACAGUGUUGGAUACUUGGACCUUACAAUGUAACUCAAUCUUACAACGCAAACUCAUGCAUUAUAGAUUUUUUACCUAUCAUAUAAUAUGAUUUUUACAUAAUAAUACAAAUAUGAUACAAUAUUUUGAUAGUUUAA